UGAAAUGAUCGGACGCUUAAAAUUCAAACCUGGGCAUUGACAUCCAACACAUGGCGUAGGCAUAGAAGCCAAUCCAAAAUGCGAAGCGUAGAAGAAGAGAGAAGAAGAAGAAGAUGAGGGCUUCGUUGCUCUGCAACGCCUCUCUAUCACUCCCUCUCCAACCGCCGAGCUUUCACUCUUCGAAGCCUCCACUGCUAUCCAGUUCCAACCACAGCAAUUCCGCCAAUUGGCUUAACAAAACCCUUAUCGGAGUUGUUUCCGGGGCUCUCUCGCUUGGGCUUCUGGUAACUCCCCCCACUUCUAUUGCUUUUGAAGCUUCAUCCAUAGAAUCUCCACCUUCUUCUUCUGCUUCUUCUGGUUAUUGUCUCGAGGAUGAGCUACCUGGGAGGGCUGAGGCGGGCUCCGAUUCUGUGGUCACAAAUGAGGGAAUUGUGGAGGAAGCUUGGGAAAUCGUCAAUGAAAGCUUUCUCGACGCCGGUCGUCAUCGCUGGUCUCCCGAAGAUUGGCAGCGGAGAAGGGGAGAUAUAAGGAGUUCUUCAAUCCAAACAAGAUCGAAGGCUCAUGAUGUAAUCAAGCGAAUGUUGGGUAGCUUAGGUGACCCUUAUACGCGAUUUCUUUCCCCAGAGGAAUUCUCCAGGAUGGCUAGGUAUGACAUGAGUGGUAUUGGAAUAAACCUUAAGGAAGUGCGGGAUGAAAAUGGAGUUGUAAGAUUGAAGGUGCUAGGAAUCUUACUGGAUGGUCCUGCACAUUCUGCAGGUGUAAGGCAGGGGGAUGAAAUAAUAGCUGUUAAUGGAGUUGAUGUGACUGGGAAGUCGGCCUUUGAAGUAUCAUCUUUGUUACAAGGCCCCAAUGAAACCUUUGUUACCAUUAAGGUCAAGCAUGGCAAUUGUGGGCCUACUCAAUCUUUAGAAGUUGAAAGACGAGCUGUUGCUCGAACCCCUGUCUUUUAUCGGUUGGAACAAGUGGACAAUGGGAAGAUAUCUGUUGGUUACAUGCGCUUAAAAGAGUUCAAUGCCUUGGCUAGAAAAGAUAUGGCCAUUGCAAUGAAGCGACUUCAGGACAUGGGUGCGUCAUUUUUCAUUCUAGAUCUUAGAGAUAAUCUUGGUGGACUUGUACAGGCUGGAAUAGAAAUUGCCAAGCUCUUUCUACAUAAAGGGGACACGGUAAUUUACACUGUGGGAAGGGAUUCGCAGUACCAACAAACUAUUGUUGCGGACACUGAACCAUUGGUUUCAGCUCCUGUUAUUGUUUUGGUGAACAAAAAUACUGCUAGUGCAAGUGAAAUUGUUGCUUCUGCACUGCAUGACAAUUGUAGAGCUGUUCUUGUGGGUCAACGAACAUUUGGCAAGGGUCUGAUUCAAUCUGUAUUUGAACUUCAUGAUGGCUCUGGUGUGGUUGUCACUGUUGGGAAGUAUGUAACUCCAAAUCAUAAGGACAUAAACGGCAACGGAAUAGAGCCUGAUUAUCGGAAUCUCCCUGCUUGGAAUGAUGUCAAAAACCAUCUUUCGCAAUGCAGCUUGAUAAGUCACGGGUUCAGUGUCGGCUUUUAGCAUUGAUAAUUUGGUCAUUGUUUCUACCCUUUAGUAUUAUCCAACUCAAAAUCUGCCAAUAUGAAAGUUGCCAGUGUCUUGAAAAUUCAUGCAUGGAAUUGGAUUUGCAAUUUGGUUCUUCUGCCCAACGGUUUUUUGCCUUGUGAGCUGAUGUACACACAUUAACCUAUAGCAUUUACUCCGUAAAUGGAUACACCACUAACAAGUAAGCAAAAGGAUUUUAUGGGCUUUUUAGUUGAGUUUACAAUGGUUAAGGGUCAGAUGAAGUGUUGUAUUGAAGAACAUUAUAAGCUAAUAUGCCUACUUCCGUUUGUCAAAAUAUUUUCAUUUUAGCUGUUUGCUUGAAGUUGAACAAUGAUAUGAUAAUAUUACCAUGUAUUUGUCCGUCCUCGUGACAAGCCUCUGAAAUUACUUGUUGAGACUGGUUUUACUCACCAUAUCGACUGACUUUAUUUGAAUUUCUUCCAUUCAUCUA
This is a messenger RNA of Ziziphus jujuba (common jujube), 2025 nucleotides long. Its product is annotated as carboxyl-terminal-processing peptidase 1, chloroplastic. The record is from RefSeq and is a predicted model, not a curated record. Gene Ontology annotation, molecular function: protein binding; serine-type peptidase activity; endopeptidase activity. The transcript is spliced from 12 exons. Bases 114 to 1550 code for a protein of 478 amino acids. Lineage: Eukaryota; Viridiplantae; Streptophyta; Magnoliopsida; Rosales; Rhamnaceae. Gene Ontology annotation, biological process: proteolysis.